Molecule: messenger RNA, 1530 nt
Organism: Aphidius gifuensis
Lineage: Eukaryota; Metazoa; Arthropoda; Insecta; Hymenoptera; Braconidae
Gene: FeCH
Product: ferrochelatase, mitochondrial
Exons: 7
Coding region: 226-1425 (399 amino acids)
Biological process (GO): heme biosynthetic process
Molecular function (GO): protoporphyrin ferrochelatase activity
Source: RefSeq, a predicted model, not a curated record
ACACUUGGCUGCUUGGAGCAAAGCAAUAAUAACAACAACUGGUACAACUAAAAAUUCAACACUGUCCAGCAUUUUUCUUGAAUAAUUACACUUACAUAAAGCUUAAUUACAUAAAAUCAUCGUGUCAUUGUUGACUGUUACAAAACACAAUAAAGUUUUUGAAUAUUUUUCAAGAGAAAUAUUAACAAGUGUUAUUUUCUAGACAAGAAAGUAACAAGCUUCGAAAUGAGUAUAACAAAAAUGUCAAAUGUCAUCCUGGGCAACCAAGGAAUCAAGACACUUGCUCCAAUGAUGAGGAAUUUAUCAAUAGCUGCACAAGCUAAAGUUCAACAAAAUGAAAAAACGAAACCUAAAACUGCAAUUCUAAUGUUGAACAUGGGUGGUCCAACUCAUACAGAUCAAGUUGGUGAAUAUUUAUUGAGAAUUAUGACUGACAGAGACAUGAUGCAGCUUCCAAUUCAAAGCAAAUUAGGACCAUGGAUUGCUAAAAGAAGAACACCAGAGGUACAAAAAAAGUAUGCAGAAAUUGGUGGUGGAUCACCAAUAUUAAAGUGGACAAAUUUACAGGGUGAAUUACUUUGUAAACAAUUAGAUAAAGUAUCACCAGAAACAGCACCACAUAAACAUUAUGUUGCUUUUCGUUAUGUUGAUCCAUUGACAAACGAAACACUUCAAAAAAUUGAAGAAGAUGGAAUUGAACAAACUGUAAUAUUUUCUCAAUAUCCUCAGUACAGUUGUGCAACAUCUGGUUCUAGUUUUAAUGCUAUUUACAAUUACUACAAAACGAGAAAUUUUCCAAAAAACAUGAAAUUGAGUAUUAUUGAUAGAUGGCCAACUCAUCCACUAUUGGCAAAAGUAUUUGCUGAUAGAAUUCUAACUGAAUUGUCACAUUUUCCUGAUGACAUUAGAAGUAAAGUACAAAUAUUAUUUUCAGCUCAUUCGUUACCACUUAAAGCAGUUAAUCGUGGUGAUUCAUAUCCAAGUGAAAUUGCUGCAACAGUUCAUGCAGUUAUGAAUGAAUUAAAAUAUUGCAAUCCUUAUCAUCUUGUCUGGCAAUCAAAGGUUGGUCCUUUACCUUGGCUGGGUCCAUUUACUGAUGCAUCAAUAGAAGCAUAUGUUAAACAAGGAAAAAAACAUUUUAUUCUUGUACCAAUUGCAUUUGUCAAUGAGCAUAUUGAAACUUUACACGAAAUGGAUAUUGAAUACUGUGAUGAACUUGCUGAAAAGUUGGGAAUUGAUAAAAUGAGAAGAGCAGCAGCACCAAAUGAUCAUCCACUGUUUAUUGAUGCACUUACUGAUAUUGUUGCAACUCAUUUAAAAUCAAAACAACCAAUUUCUCCAAAAUUUAUUAAUAGAUGUCCUCAUUGUGUUAAUGAAAAUUGUCAUCUUAGUAAAACUUGGUUUACGAAAACGUGCAAUAUGUAAGAAUAGUUUAAUUUUUUAAACAAACAUAUCAAGGCAUAUGUAACUAGGGCAUUAAAAUUAUUACUAUCAGGUGUUGUGUAUUUUAUAAUAAAUAAUAAUGAUGAU